Molecule: messenger RNA, 983 nt
Organism: Vitis vinifera (wine grape)
Lineage: Eukaryota; Viridiplantae; Streptophyta; Magnoliopsida; Vitales; Vitaceae
Product: HVA22-like protein k
Exons: 5
Coding region: 253-636 (127 amino acids)
Source: RefSeq, a predicted model, not a curated record
CUGAAGAGGGUCAACGUCUGUGUUCAUGUAGGUGCUAUCACGAAGCAUCUAAUUUUUUGCAUCCUGGAACCUGGGUUGGCCUAGGCAUGGCUGCUGUCACUGGCCCAUUCUGGAAAUACAUUAUCUUAAUUGCAUUAUCUGCUCAUUUUGGACUUUUAUUGACCCUUCUCUUUGUUUGCAGCCUAUGGAUCUUUUAGUCUUGCAGAAGCAUUUGCAGACAAAGUUCUUUACUGGUUUCCACUCUACUACCAUAUGAAGUUUGCAUUUCUUGUUUGGCUUCAACUUCCAUCUACUGAUGGGGCAGGGCAUUUGUACAUGAGGCAUCUGCGUCCAUUCCUUUUGAGGCAUCAAGCUAAACUUGAUCAAAUUAUGGGGCUUUUAUAUGGUGAAAUGGCUAAAUUUAUUAGUCUACACCAAGCAGAAAUCCAGUUGGCAAGGACAUUUGUCAUGAAGGUUUUGGCAGGAGUCCGAGAUAUCAUUCACUCAGACGUAAAGCAAGUGACUGGUGCGAUCGAGGGUCCAACAACCAGACGGACGCAUGACUCAACAACAACCCAACCAACGCAUGAUUCAGUGAUUGAGAACCCAACAACAGGGAGACAAACACAGGACUCAGAAUCCAACCAUGAAGAAUGAUGCCGUCUUCGACGAAGAAGCAAAAGUCAAUCUUUGCUCCCUACCAGAAAUUUGUAGCAAAUAAUUUCCAUCUUCGAAGAAGCAAAAACCAAUCUUUGCACCCUACCAGAAAUUUGUGGCAAAAUUUUUUUUGUGUUUGAUAGGGCUUUGGGCAUAUUGAUAAGAGUACAAAAAUUUGUGAAUGGAAUUGGGUUUUAAGCUGUAAAUUUAUGGGUUUACUGGUGUAGUUUUAGCUUAUUGUAUCUAUAAAUGGUUGAAUGCAUGAAACUGAAAAUCAGAUAUUGCUGUAAAGCCUGAACAUUUGUGGACUUGGUGAUUGAUUCAAAACCUUUUUUUUUUUCACACAA